AUGGCUUCUAUAGACGCACCUCCGGACGCGACUUAUGGAUUUGUCGGCAUUGGCGUUAUGGGGUACGGAAUGGCCAUGAAUCUGCGAUCAAAAAUACCGUCUACAUCAAAAUUCAUCCUCUGCGAAAUUAACGGGACCAGACGAGACCAGUUCAUCAACGAAGCCUCAGCGAAAGGCAAGGUUGAAGUAGCCCAGUCGCCUAAAGAACUCGCGCAGUUGGCUGACAUCAUUGUCACGAUGCUCCCGAAAGCCCGCCAUGUUGAGACCGUCUUCAAAGACCCGAACACUGGCUUUCUGAGCAUAGGAAAGCCUGAAACGCCAAAGCUCUUCCUAGAAUGCUCUAGUAUCGAUACUGCAGCUUCCGUUGCCCUAGCCAAGGAGGUCGAUGAGUCAGGUAUUGGCCGGAUGAUCGACGCGCCUGUUUCGGGAGGGCCUCAGGGCAGCGACGCAGGUACCCUGACGUUCAUGUGUGGUGGGCCAGAAGACCUCUUCCAGCAAGGCUUACCUAUUCUCGCAACUAUGGGGAAGAGGGAUAGUAUCGUUCAUUGCGGCGAUCAGGGCGCCGGCCUGGCGACGAAGCAGCUCAACAACUACCUCGGCUACGUCGGGUACUUGGGGCUCUGCGAGGUCAUGGCCACGGGUGUCAAGUACGGGCUGGAUCCGAAGAAGCUGUCGGAUGUGAUCAACAUGUCCAGCGGCAUGAAUUGGAACUCGUUGCAUCACAACCCUGUCAAGGGAGUCAAUCCGAACGCAUCAUCCGCCAAAGACUUCAAAGGUGGCUUCAGCGUUGAACUCGCACAAGGUGUCAUUGAGGAUGCAACAAAUCUUAUGAGCCAGGUCGGGACGAAGAAGGUGCUCGCCGACAGUGUUAUGGACGUCUAUACCAAAGCGCUGCAGGAUCCAAGGACGAAGGGACAAGAAGCGAGAAGCGUUUGGCGUUUCUUUGAAGGUUCAGAGAGUCCGAAUUGA
Messenger RNA from Cyphellophora europaea CBS 101466, 969 nucleotides. RefSeq lists its product as uncharacterized. Lineage: Eukaryota; Fungi; Ascomycota; Eurotiomycetes; Chaetothyriales; Cyphellophoraceae. The record is from RefSeq and is a predicted model, not a curated record. Gene Ontology annotation, cellular component: mitochondrion. Bases 1 to 969 code for a protein of 322 amino acids. Gene Ontology annotation, molecular function: NADP binding; 3-hydroxyisobutyrate dehydrogenase activity; NAD binding. Gene Ontology annotation, biological process: L-valine catabolic process. The transcript has a single exon.